CACUGCACUGAUCGGACACGCUCUGUAAGUAGCAAGCCACGUUUCCUCUUUUGUUUCCUCCUCUCCUCCCUCCUCUUCCUGUUCUUUCGAGGCUCCAACAACUGUUGCUGCCUCCUCAGUGUAGCGGAGGCUUUGCUAGCAUACGGACGGGCUCAGAGACGCAGAUGGACAGGACGACCACACAGGAUUUAGGAGAUCCACAGAGGAAAGGUUGUGCACGGGGACAGAUUAGAUGAGAAGCGGAGGAGAGGUAGAUGCAUCGUUCUUAUCAUCCCCACCCCCCCCGUCUCUUGUGUCAAGUGUUCAGAGACGGGACUGUCAGCGCUGAAGGGAUGUCCUCUAAUUAAACAGGAUGCGUGACUCUGGACAAGCUGGCUCACAUGUUAAUGAGGCCUCUAUAUGCACCGGAGUAGCUGCUGCUUCUCAGUCCCAGUUCAACGAUGGGAGUGUGCCACCACUCGGCAACGCUAGUGUCCGUGCUUCUUCACACUUUUUAUUUGUUUAUGUUGUGUUGCUCUGUUCAGUUGUAUACUUGUAUACCAUAUUGUAGCGUGCUGUGCUCCUUUUUUUCCUCGUCCUUGUGAAUAUUGCAUUUGAGCGGAAGCAGCUUAAAAAAAGACGAAAGAUACAAACGAGAAGCUUUAUCUGCUUACAGGAACCGUUGUUUGCACCCUGCAUCUCUUCUCUGCGUUUUCAACCCAAUCCUUUUACCAUCUGCAUAGAAACUGCAGCCAUAAUAAAAUGAUUUCUGUAAUAGUGGAACCUGACAGUGAAAGAGACAGAAAAGCACACUGAGAUUGAGAUGGGGGAUGAUUUCUCAUUUGCUCAAAUGUGAAGGAAAAAAGUUCACGCUCAGCAGUGUUUGAAGUGCAGUCAAGUUAUUUCAUCCGUGACUAUUUUAGCUUCUUGGAUAAUCCCACCCCUCCUCCAACACGUUUCUUUCUCACCAGCUUUCAGCAGGAAGACACAACACACACGUCUGCGUAGUUGCUGAUGCUUUUAGACCAGAGAGGGCGCGUUUGCUGCUUGUUUUCAAUCCAGUCCCCGUUUGUCUCGCUGCAGUUUGGAAGUUGCGAGUCAACAGACUCCUGAUUUAAAUCCAUUCAUGUGUCACUGGGCUCUGGAUUUGCGUCAAGUGUGAUUCAACCUGAACUCAUUCGGCUGACUCUGCAAGUGAAUUAAAAGCACGCUGCUAAACCUAAAAGUGAUAUUCCGACGUGGCAAGCUUAAAGCUGGUGCAGGCAACUUUUGGGGAAAUCAGUAAGAGUAAGCUAGGUAUUGAAAGUGUCCCGCUGAAAUAAAAUUCCCAGCCCGUCUCUUCAAGCCUCCCUUUCAAAGCCACUCCCCCUAGAACACAUGAACCUGCACUGUUUGAGGUUGCUGAGAGCUAACUUCUCACUCUAAUUAGCACAUGCUGCCAUGUUGAUAUUUUACCUGUGUGAGUAUGAACUAUUCAAAUUGAUAUGUUUUAUGGCCCAGCUCUAGCUGUCGGGAUGUAAUGAGAAUUUCAACAAAUAUAACAAUAAAUGCUUCUAAAAUAAGUUUAACUUUGAGCCAGAGCGAGAGCUUCUUCCAGGUUUGUCUUGCGAGGUGUUGAUUGACAUGUGUCCACUCCUUCUUAUUCAGUUACUUCACCCUCUGACAAAAUGAAUUGACGAGGUAAUGAACCGUUUGUAAUCCAUCCGCUGCAGAAACUACAGCUGCCACUGAACAGCCGUCUUCAUUUGAAUCAAAAUAAAUGCAUGAUUCAUGCUGCAGAUUUACUGUAGAAUAAAUGUGAUUCUGCAAAUUUGGUUUAAUUCUGGUUUCUCACAAGUAGAGUUUUUUUUUUUUUUAAACUUGCCCCCUCUACCUCUCCGGUCUAUGGUAUCUGUCCCUUAAAUGAAGAGUCACAGCGGUAGUUGUCACUGUGGAGCCCCUCUCACCUGUCAAUGGAAACACUGGAGACAAGGACAAGGUAGAGCAGAGUGACAGGAAGCAGUAGUAAAGAUGAGGAGCACCGUGAGCACUGAUCACAGCUCAUAGUGACAUUCUCCUGGUCUGCGCGGCGUCGACUCGGCCACAAAGCUCCGGGCUUUAACGGAUGUUUGUCUGUGUUCCUCCACUGAGCCCCGUUGUUGUGUAAAAGCUUCCUGUGUGUCUCUGCGCUCAACCACAGACUUAUGCGAUAUCCAACACACCAUAUUUAAGAAAAACACAGGCCGUGCAUCUCAAGACAGACUUGGAUUGCAAUCCCCUCGAAUUCAUUGGAGGAUGACGCUUCCUGAAGUAGGCGCUCUCUGCUUCACCAACCAGGACUCCAUGGCUGCCAGUGCUGCCCCUUGAUUCUCUGCACUGUGCAGUACCCCCCACAUUUGAGGCUUGAAUAGUGUUCAUCAUUGUUGCACUACAGUCACUUCCUCUAGCCCGUAGCUUCAUGGAGGGGUUUCCUGUCCACUGACUCACCGGACCAGCAGCCAUGUCCGCCUGCAGCACCUUCACCGAACACGUGUGGAAACCAGGCGAGUGCAAGAACUGCUUUAAACCCAAGAGUUUGCACUGUCUGGCUCAGAGUAGUAAAGGGAAGCCUCCUUCUGAGCAGAGGUCCCCAACAAUUCAGCAACAGAAUCCACCCCCUGCCGGGGCGAGAGCAAACACUAAUCUUACCAUCAACUCCCAGAGGGCCGGCAGUGGGUCUGCCCGCUCAGGACACUUCCGUCCACCUGUGGCUAAGAAGCCAACCAUAGCUGUUAAGCCCACUAUGAUGCUGCCCUGCUCGUCUGCAGGACUGGAUUCAGGUGGCAACCUGCAACGGCCGCCAAAUGUUUUGGGACAGGGCAUAACAUCAGCCUUCACCGUCUGGAAUCGCAAUGGACUGAACUGUAAGAGGCUUGGUGGGCCCAGCAACAACAACGAAGGAGAAGAUGGCAGUGAGGAGAUUGAAGGUUAUAGACAACUUAGCCCAAGGACCCCGAGUGGAAAUAACAACAGUGGACUUACAGAUGUCCUCAAAGAAAUUGCAGGGUUAGGCCCUGGCCCUAGCACCACACCCCUUUCCGGGUCCAAGGAUUUGUUUUGGGGAAGAAUCAGUAGUUCAUACCGACGGUCAUUGGAAAGAGGCCUUCCAGCGUCAAGCUGUCUUGCCAUGGGAAGCAUCACUUGUGGUGGCGGCGGUACUACUCAAAAACGUGUAUCACUCAGCGACAGCUCUGAGGUCAUCAGCACAGAAGGUGGUCGCUUUUGCUACCCCGAGUUUUCCAGUGAAGAGGAGGAUGAGGACGAAGACACUGAAAGGGAUGAUGAUGAACAUGAAAGCUGGGAUGAAAGUGAUGAAGAGUUACUAGCCAUGGAGAUCCGAAUGCGAGGCCAGCCACGGUUUUCAAAUUUCCGUGCCGCCACAAUGUCUCCGGUGCCCUUUGCUGCAGGGAAAAAGUGGAAUACCGUGCCACUUCGCAACCGCUCACUGCAGCGGAUUUGUGCAGUGGACUAUGACGAUAGCUAUGAUGAGAUCUUGAAUGGAUACCCCUCCAUGGACUCCAAUGGAGCUCUUCUUCCUUAUGGGCCCCAUGACAUGCAAGGCAGUGGUUUCCUAUCAAAUUCAGAGUCCACCACUUCUCCGGAAUCCUCGUCGUCGCGACCAGAAGAUUCUCAAACAACUUCGAGCAGUGGGAGCGGUGCCCCCUUUACUCUUCGAAAUGGCUUGCAUUCUCCCACAUCUUCUAAGGCACCUGUCGUCUGCACUUCCCCCCCCAAAAAGGAGCCCGUCCACAGAGCUCUGAGUCCACUCAAGGUAACUGAAACACACAAGGCUGUCCUGGCCAUUAGAUUAGAAGAGCAGGAUGGCAGAGAAGGCACGCCAAUGCCCCAGGCACUUCCAGGUCAACCUGUCACAAUCAGUUUUAGUCCCACAGAGGAGCAGGCUAAACCGUACCGUAUAGUGAAUUUGGAAAAAUCCCUGAUCUGUAAGCCUUACACCGUGGUGGACGUGUCAGCAUCCAUGGCCAACAAAGAUGAACAGAAUCUAGACUCUACUCCAAAACCCAAAAUCAUGUCAAAGCCUUGCAGCCCUACAUCGUUUUGUAGCUCACCUUUAGGUCAGCCACUGUCUCCAACCUCCCCUCUCUCUCCUUCUCCUGUGAUGCCAACAUCACCCACAUCUGUAGCAAUGCCAGGUACCUACCGUAAGAAAUCAGGGAACAUACGCUACCAAGAGGUGUGGACAUCAAGCACAAGUCCUCGCCAAAAGAUACCUAAAAUGGAUCUAGGGGUUGGGAGUAAUCCUUGCCCCUCCAUCCCUACUCAACACCUCAGCCACAAGUCAGCUCCCACUUCUCCAAUUGCUGGGCUGUCUUCCUCCCGAACUGUACCUGUGAAAUCUUCCAACUUAUCAGAGAUCAAGUUUAACAGUUUCAAUAAUGCAGGCAUGCCUCCUUUUCCCAUUAUAAUUCGAGAUGAACCAGCCUAUGCCCGCAGCUCCAAGAAUGCUGUUAAGGUACCUAUUGUUAUCAAUCCAAGUGCAUAUGACAACCUAGCUGUGUACAAGAGCUUCUUGGGACUCAGUGGGGAACUGCCACAGCCAAAAGGGGUAGGCAGUCGGGUAACAAGCCAUACUUAUGAAGAGAUUGGGUCCUCUGAGAGUGUCCAGUCCUCCUCAACCGAGAAAACCAUCUCUGGUAGAGGCACAUCAGAGAGAGCCUCUUCUGAAGAGACAAAAGGUCCACCUGAGGCAGUGUCAAGAGCACCAAACUUACAUCUUCGAACCACUACAGACUCUAGAACUGUGACCAACACUGUGAUGAGCUCCACAGUUGGAGCCCUCUCUCCCACUACAUCAAUAAAUUCCAUUCUUGCCAUUACUGCAAACCUACCUAAAACCAGCCCUACUGCCAAUGCUGUUGCACACACUUGCAAGACAAGUGAAGACGCCACUUGCAGUAAAGAUGACAAUACAGACAUAGCUUUGUCCUCUGGGACCGUGGCAUGCCAUAGGGAGGAGGCCAGUGCUGUGCUUUUACAAAUUGUUGCCUCCAUCCAGCCUCCACAGUCUCCUCCAGAGUCGCCCUCAAUACAAGUCAAUGAUAACAGCUCAGAGGAGCUUUACGCCCUCCCACCUGAUGCCAUGAAGGAGACCCUCACCCGGCCCAAGUCUCUCUUUUCCGCAACUGACAGCUGUCUUUCCAAACCCAAAAAGGACACGCCCUCCAAAGUUUUGUCGAAAUCCCAGAGUGCCUCUGCUGCCGUCCCACUCUCCAGCCCCCGGUCAGAACCCAAUGCCCCCUUCCCCCCUCCUAGAUCUACAUCUUCCCCAUACCACGCUUCUAACAUCAUCCAGAGACAUUUUGGCAACUGGACCAAGAGUUCUGCCUCCAGUUCUCCUGUACGACCAAGUGAAGGUGAAGCAAGUCCAGGUGGAGAGGGGAGACGUCUUUCAACGGAAAGCUCUAAACCCAAACGCUGGAUCUCCUUUAAGAGCUUUUUCCGUCGGCGGAAAGAUGAGGAUGAGCAGAGAGAGAGGGUGGAGAGAGAGAAGGACAAAGGCAAGCUUGUUGGGCUUGACGGAACCGUCAUUCACAUGCUUCCACCGCCACCCAUCCAACAGCAUCAUUGGUUCACCGAGGCCAAGCCAGAGGAUCCCACACAGAAACCAACCAUCGUCUUCACCUACAAACCAGAAAGCGGCAGCACCCCUGGUGACGGAGAAGGAGAACUAAGAGUAGAGGAGUGCAGAGAAAAUGCACUGCUGCCACCUGAUGAGAGCAAGGAAUCUGGACCUCUGAGCUCCGGGCCAACAUCUCUUCAUCUCAUCAGCAAGGAUUUCAGCCAGGUACCAGUCAGCGCCAGCAAUGCCAGGGAUCCGGAGCUGCCCAGUGUCGCCUCCCUGCCUGCCAAAGUGAAUCUGGGUCUGGUGUUUGGGGAGGGGGGCCAUGCCAGCCAGGUUGCCCCACCAGCCUCGGCAAGCGAGGGCAGCGCCAGCCUCGGAGAGCCAGAGGAGGACGGGAGUCGCUCCCACCGCUCCCACUCUCCCGCCUCCAGCCACUGCAGCGCCACGUACACCAACCUGGGUCAGUCCAGAGCCAACAUGAUCCCACUGAAACAGCCACGAAACAUCAAAGCAUCCAACGACACCUUGGCCUCCAUCGACCUGGACGGCCUUGCAGACCAGCCAGCCUCUAAGGCCACACCACCACCACUACCUAAGAAGGCUGUACCGCGCUCCAGCACCGAACCCAGCCUGGCGGGCAAAGAGUCAGUCCAGGGAGGCCCGAGAUCUCGGGCUGAGGCGAGACCUGGGGGCACCAACCUGAGCGUGGCCAACCCGAUCUACGACUUGGACUCCACCUGGGAAACGGCGAGUCAAGACUCCUCUCUCAGCUCCGAGCCUCAUCGGGUCCACGACCACGAGAGCGGUGACUCCUUGGAGAGGCCAGCAGCUGCCGCGGCUACCAACAAGGGCCGCCCGGCCAACAGCACGUCCUCUCUGGUUGCUCAAGCUCCGUCUGCUGCAGCCACGGCUGGCAGAGAGAGGAGGGCCUACCCAAGUACAGAGUCUCUGGCUGGAAGGGGCCGGACAACAGGUCGAGGUGCUGCUGCUGCUGCUGCUGCUGCUGGAGGCUCCAAACCCCAGAGACCGGCUUUGUACAGGGGGUUGGACAGCUGGGAUGAGGUGGUGGGGAGGAUUCGCGGGCUCCACACGGACACGCUGCGCAAACUGGCCACAAAGUGCGAGGACCGCUUCAUGGCUGGUCAGAAGGAUCACUUGGGAUUCGGCACUGACAGCUGGUCCCACUUCAGGCUGACCACUGGGAAGCCCUGCUGUGAGGCAGGGGAUGCUGUGUACUACACCGCCUCCUACGCCAAGGACCCACUGGUCAACUACGCCAUCAAGAUCUGUCGGAGCAAAGUGAAGGAGACUCAGCAGCAGUUCUUCCACAGCCUCGCAGUGAGACAGAGCCUGGCUGUGCACUUCAAUAUUCAGCAAGACUGUGGACACUUCCUGGCGGACGUCCCUGCCCGCCUGCUGCCCUGGGAAGUGGAAGAAGGUGAGGAGGAGGAAGAGGAUGAGGAGGAGGACGUAGACGGGCUGAAGGAGAAAGAGAAAGAGAUUAAGACUGAAACCCAGGAGACGGCAAAUGGUAAAUUGGACGAAACCCGAACAGCAGGUCACAUGAACACACGCCUGAGGAGCCGAGUGGUGGUCAUCACUCGCGAGGUGCCCUUCCAGACGGUGGCCGACUUUGUCCGAGAAGGCGCGGCGCGACACACUCACAACCCGGAGCUGUACGAGCGUCAGGUCUGUCUCCUGCUGCUGCAGCUGUGCUCCGGCCUGGAGCACAUGAAACCGUACCACGUGACCCACUGUGACCUGCGACUGGAAAACCUGCUGCUGGUCCACUGCCAACCUGGCAACCUGGACGUUCUUGAGCCCAACAACAACAGCAACAGCAGCGGUGGUGGCGGUUCCAGUGCGACCUCCGCCGGCGCUGCCGCCAACGCUACCUGCCCCGCCCGGCUCAUCAUCAGCAACUUCUCACAGGCGAAACAGAAGAGCACCCUCAUGGCCGCCGACCCCGGUACGCUGCGAGACCAGUCGCGCCUGGCGCCCGAGAUUGUCACAGCGACACAGUACCGCAAGUGUGACGAGUUCCAGACGGGGAUCCUCAUCUACGAGACGCUGCACCGGCCCAACCCCUUCGAGGAGACGCCGGAGCUGAAGGAGCGGGAGUACACCUGGGCGGACCUGCCGCCGCUGCCCGUCAGAUCGCUCUAUUCGCAGGGCCUGCAGCAGCUGGCCCGGUUGCUGCUCACCGUCAACCCCUCUGAACGGAUCCGCAUGUCCGAGGCCCGGGCCUGCCUGCAGUGCCUGCUCUGGGGCCCCCGGGAGGACCUGUUCCAGGCGCUGGGCUGCAGCAGCACGGGCCCCAUGUCGGGGGCCACCACCAGCCAGCGCGAGGCCACCCUCCAGAACUGGCUGGACCUGAAGCGCACGCUGAUGAUGAUCAAGUUCGCGGAGCGCUCGCUGGACGCGGCCUGCGGCGUGAGCCUGGAGGACUGGCUAUGCUGCCAGUAUCUGGCGUUCGCCACCACGGACACCCUGAGCCGGGUGGUGCACAUCCUGCAGCAGUCCCAGAACCAGAGCCAGCCACCAGCGCACGCAGCACCGAGCCAAACUCAAACGCACCACGCGCACACCCUCCACCUGACUCAGGCACAGCCGCUCUGAGUUCCCUCCGGCCAGCUGUUACUAUGGCAACAGAUCCAAACCC
Molecule: messenger RNA, 8243 nt
Organism: Anarrhichthys ocellatus (wolf-eel)
Lineage: Eukaryota; Metazoa; Chordata; Actinopteri; Perciformes; Anarhichadidae
Gene: peak1
Product: pseudopodium-enriched atypical kinase 1
Exons: 6
Coding region: 2459-8200 (1913 amino acids)
Biological process (GO): protein phosphorylation
Molecular function (GO): ATP binding; protein kinase activity
Source: RefSeq, a predicted model, not a curated record